Eimeria tenella is the source of this 261-nucleotide messenger RNA. RefSeq lists its product as uncharacterized. The transcript has a single exon. Bases 1 to 261 code for a protein of 86 amino acids. The record is from RefSeq and is a predicted model, not a curated record. NCBI's taxonomy places the organism in Eukaryota, Apicomplexa, Conoidasida, Eucoccidiorida, Eimeriidae.
AUGGGAGCUGUGCUCUCCAGGGAGUUCAAGGAGGGGCCUGGCGCCCGCGCCUGCCGCCGGCUGCGGCGGCUGUGGAGCACGGGGUACUGGCUGGGGUCCAACGUGGCGUGGAUGGCUGUGACUUCCGCAAUAUGUUUGGUGGCUCCUGUGAUAUUCUAUUACGAGCGCGAGUGCCAGAUGUUUGAAAUGCAGCAGCAGUUCAUGGAAGCCCAGCAAGCCGCAGCGCAGGCGCAGCAGCUGCAGCAAAUGGCGGGCGUCUAG